This is a messenger RNA of Metarhizium brunneum ARSEF 3297, 951 nucleotides long. RefSeq lists its product as uncharacterized. Gene Ontology annotation, molecular function: arylformamidase activity. The record is from RefSeq and is a predicted model, not a curated record. NCBI's taxonomy places the organism in Eukaryota, Fungi, Ascomycota, Sordariomycetes, Hypocreales, Clavicipitaceae.
AUGCCCUCCAGACCGUCCUUCAACGACCUGCCCCUCCGAAAGGACGGCCCUCCAGGCAAUGCUUGGGGCCUCUUCGGGCCAGACGACCAGUGCGGCAGGCUCAACCUUCUCACGCCAGAGACCACGGCCAAUGCGGCUCGCGAGAUUGUCGACGGAGUGCGCAUCUCAACUGACCGGUACCUGGACAGCAUGGCGCCUCCCUGCUUUGGCCGCCGUCCCCUGGAGCAUACUCUGCUGCACAAGGCCCCGAUGACCGUGACUGACGACGAAUUGGUGCUCAACACGCAGAGCAGUUCGCAGUGGGACGGGCUGCGGCACUACGGCUAUCAGAAGGAGAAGGUGUAUUUCAACGGCAAGUCGCAGCAAGACAUCUCAAGCUCGAAUGUAAAUGGAAUUCACGCAUGGGUUGAAAACGGGGGGAUCGUAGGCCGCGGCGUUCUUCUGGACUAUGCUGCCUGGGCAGACGCAAAUGGGGUCCAAAUUACACCAUUCGAAACUGUUUCAUUCCCGGUGUCCACGUUGGAAAAAGUUGCUGCUGCCCAAGGAACAUCCUUUAAAGAAGGCGAUAUUCUCUUUAUCCGCACCGGCUGGACGAGGGGGUACCAAAAGCUCUCAGCCGGGGACAAGGCCGCAGUCGCUGCUAAACACCCCCCUCCGUCUAUUGGCGUCGAAUCUUCCGAGGAAACUCUCCGAUGGCUGUGGGACAAGGGGUUUGCUGCGAUUGCGGGUGACCAUCCGGCCAUGGAGGCGUGGCCCUGCCAGAAUCUCGACUUUCAACUGCACCAAUGGGUGCUGGCGGGCUGGGGCAUGCCGAUUGGGGAGUUAUUUGACUUGGAGAGACUGAGUGAGGAGUGUAGCAAGAGGAAUAGAUGGACUUUCUUUUUCAGCAGCAUGCCUCUCAAGGUUCCCGGCGGUGUGGCCAGUCCACCAAAUGGCGUGGCUAUACUUUGA